UUCCCCAAUGACGAAAAUUAUGCUGGCUGGUUUCGUCAAGGGGAAUUCUCCGGUCAUGGCACUUAUCACUCACAAUCGCAAGCUGUAGCUGUUGCCAUUGGCCUACAAGCACCAAUGUCCUCCGAAGAUGAGCUAAGCGGCAUUGUUGAACAAGUUUACAUUGGCAACUGGGUUGGCAAUGAGCGCCAAGGCUAUGGCGUGGCUGAAGUGGUGCGUUCAGAAUUUAGUAUUCCCACAAAUAUCGAUUAA
This is a messenger RNA of Protopolystoma xenopodis, 249 nucleotides long. Lineage: Eukaryota; Metazoa; Platyhelminthes; Monogenea; Polystomatidea; Polystomatidae. The record is from the annotation of a GenBank genome assembly.